Messenger RNA from Blepharisma stoltei, 585 nucleotides. The record is from the annotation of a GenBank genome assembly. NCBI's taxonomy places the organism in Eukaryota, Ciliophora, Heterotrichea, Heterotrichida, Blepharismidae.
AUGCUAAAAACAAGCCAAAUUUCAGAAGACGAAGAAAACUCCUCUGAGACUUCAGAAAACAACCAUUCUACUGUUUACAAUCAAACUCUUAUCUCUGAUUUUGGCCUUUCUUAUAAAUCCUAUCAGUUUCUUCAAAGACUAUCAUUAGGUGCUCAAUUUAUAAGGCAAGAGCCAAUCGAGUUUAUCCUGUUCCACCUUUGCCAAGUCUCGAAAUCUCUAAACCUGUCUGAGCUUGAAAUUGUAUGGUUUGGCAUUUACUUAUCAAGAUUUGGUUGAACUGAUUAUGAUUACUCCUUAGAAAACGUUUUAAAUUUCACAGCAUUUGCAACGAAAUCGGUGCUUAACGAAAAUUGUGACGGGAUUGAGCAGGAUUUGCAGAAAGACUUUCCUGGUUUUUUAGAAGAGUAUCGAACUUGGUUUGGGAAAAAUAAGCAUUUAUUGAAUAUUGGAUACUUUGAAUUGAACUCGAAGUAUGAAGAACUUAGUUACGUGAAGCCUGAUAAUGAUGAAAGAACUGCAAUUGACUAUAACUUUUAUGUGUCACAGCUGUUGGAAAGUAAUAAUAAUAUUAAGCAAGAAGAUUAA